Messenger RNA from Arthroderma uncinatum, 312 nucleotides. Its product is annotated as Acyl CoA binding protein family. The record is from RefSeq and is a predicted model, not a curated record. The transcript has 3 exons. Bases 1 to 312 code for a protein of 103 amino acids. Gene Ontology annotation, molecular function: long-chain fatty acyl-CoA binding. Gene Ontology annotation, biological process: fatty acid metabolic process. NCBI's taxonomy places the organism in Eukaryota, Fungi, Ascomycota, Eurotiomycetes, Onygenales, Arthrodermataceae.
AUGGCCUCAUCUGCCGAUUUCGAAGCUGCUGCUGAAGCUAGCCGGAAACUCCUCGCGAAGCCUAGUGACGACGAGCUCUUGUCUCUCUAUGCUCUCUUUAAGCAAGGAAAGCAAGACCCCCCAUUCGAGAAAGCCCCUAGCCCCGGAAUGUUCGACUUGAAGGGAAAAUACAAAUACGGCAAAUGGAAGGAGAUCGUCGAGGAAGGGGUUACCCCAGAACAAGCCCAAGAGCGAUACAUCGCCCUUGUCGAGAAACUAAAGGCCAAAUACGGCUACGACGAGUCCAAGGCGCCAGAGGCAGUUGGCUCUUGA